This is a messenger RNA of Dacryopinax primogenitus, 543 nucleotides long. RefSeq lists its product as uncharacterized. NCBI's taxonomy places the organism in Eukaryota, Fungi, Basidiomycota, Dacrymycetes, Dacrymycetales, Dacrymycetaceae. The transcript has a single exon. The record is from RefSeq and is a predicted model, not a curated record. Bases 1 to 543 code for a protein of 180 amino acids.
AUGCUGCACAUAUUUGUGCCAGGUCCCUGGGUGCCUGUGGAUCUCGACAUCGUUCUCCCAGAGACUGCAAGCAAGUCAUUCGAGGCCUUUCUGUUAAAUGAGGGUUAUUUGGUCGACCAACAACAAUGUCGUACACUCGCACGAACGUAUCCUCAAUCACCGUUCACCCCUGCUUCUUUCAGAUACCAGUGUUUUUCCAAAGGCAAGAAGAAGAUCGAUCUGUGCUACAUCAUCGUCGGUUUCACGCCCAUCAGUCACAUCCUCACGUAUCAUUCAACUGCAGUCAUGAACUGUUACGACGGAUAUGCUUUCUACUGCCUGUUCCCUGACAUGACCUUCGCACACGAGUUUGUGCGCAACAACAGGUACAAGGGUGAAGCCAUCAAGCGGGAGUUAGGAGUGGCGAAGCUCGAAGCAAGAGGGUUUAAGGGAAAGCCUGGAGACAUCGACUGCUGGUUUCCUGACAUUAAUGCUCCACCUGGAGAAGGUCCGUCGAGAAUCGAACAGCUCCCCUCUGUAUGGGCCCAAGCUUUAGACCUGUGA